CCGGGGGAGCUGGUUUUUCAUUUCCUGCACUCUCCGUGCCUUUGUCUCCGCUGGACGCAGCUGGAGGCACACCUGAGGGGUGAAGAAGAGGGGCGGAAAGGAUUAAAGUCUCAAGGUGGUGAGGAGCGGGGCGCCAGAAUGGCCAGCGGGAGCCCGGGUCCGUGGUUUGUGCUCUGUGUCUGCUUGGUGCUGGUGGUGGACUUCGGUAAAGGGCAGGAGGAAAAACCCUUCGGUGAAACGUGCCUGGAGAACUUCAUGGCAGGGAUGCCGGAUCGGGUGCUGGAUACGGACGCCUCCGUCCAGAACGGAGCCACCUUUUUGUCGUCCCCCAUGGUCCGUCGAAGCAGGGACUGCAUGAGAGCCUGCUGUAAGGACUCCGCUUGUAACCUGGCUCUUGUGGAGCAGGUCCCAGGCAAGGAGGAAGACCACAUCCAGGGCUGCUUUCUCCUCAACUGCGUCUAUGAGCAGGCUUUUGUCUGCAGGUUUGCCAGGAAAGUUGGUUUUCGCAACUUCUUGAGGAAGGACGUGUACGAUUCCUACCUGGCAAUGCAGGAUCGUGGAUCUAGUGAUGACCGUCCUCCGAUAGCCCGCACUGGCAUGGACAUGAGGGUACAGCCAGGGGAACCAGUGGUGCUGAGAGGCAUAGAGAGCACGGAUGACCGAAGCAUAGUCAGAUAUGAAUGGAAACAGGUCCUCGGCAACCCCUCUGUGGAGAUGAAGAACCAUGAAAAAGAUCAGGUAGAAAUCUCCAACCUCCAGGCGGGGACUUACGUCUUCCAGCUUACUGUCACGGACACUGCACAACAGCAAGACUUCACCAACAUCACCAUCACGGUGUUAAAUUCUGAACAGACAGAAGAGCAUUGUUUGACACCUAAGAAGGUGGGUUGGUGUCGGGGGUCUUUUCCACGUUGGUUUUACAACCCAAGCCUUCAGCGGUGUGAGGAGUUCAUUUUUGGGGGCUGCAAGCCAAACAAGAAUAACUACCUACGGGAAGAGGAAUGUAAACUUGCCUGCAAGAAUGUUAAAGGUUCUUUUGGUGGACAACAACAGCCAGUGUGCAAUGGGAACUGUCAGUCCCCCUUCUUCAGAUGCAAGGAUGGCUGUUGCAUCGAUGCCUAUCUGGAGUGUGAUGAAACUCAUGACUGUGUUGAUGGAUCAGAUGAGGUGUAUUGUGAACAAUAUGCUCGUGAGUUCAAUAGACUGCAGAAAAUCAAUGUCACAAGUAAGCAAGGUCACUGUGUGGACUUGCCAGAUACUGGACAGUGCACCGAGAGCAUCCCCCGCUGGUAUUAUAACCCAUUCACUGAGAAAUGUGACCCCUUCACCUACGGGGGCUGUGGUGGCAACAACAACAACUUUAAAGAAGAGGAAGAGUGCAUGAAGUCAUGUUCAGGCAUCACAAAAGCAGAUGUCAUUGGCCGGAGAUGGGAAUCGUUUGAGUCCCAGAGUGCUGUUUUAAGUGCAUUUGAGGUAGUGAUUGCUGUGCUCCUUGGGAUCUGCAUCAUGGUGGUCCUGGUGAUCAUUGGCUAUUUUUUCCUGAAGAACAGGAAGAAGAAUAGCCGUCGCCGUCAGCCGACCACUGCUACUAAUUCAACCCUCUCCACCACAGAGGACACUGAGCAUCUGUUUUACAGCAGUACUACCAAACCAGUCUGACUUACAGCCACUUUCUCUCCAGCCCAGCACUGGGGAGCUCCCCAAAACUUCUCGAGUUUUUAGAUACGGGCCUGUGUCUGAAAGACUCUCUCUUUGAAGACAUUUGUAGCAUCAGGCCAAGAUCUAGCCAUGAUUUGGCAGUACUAGUGUUUGUGAUUGUCUUGGCUAAAUGGCUGCUCUGGAAAGUGAGGAUCUGGGAGGAUUUUGAUGUAUUGAUGUCCAUCCCUUCCUAACCUCAAACAAUCCAGUGAAACUCUGAAUCUUUCUUCCUGCUCAAACCCAGAGCAUAACUCCACUCAACUUACUGAAGGACCCUGGGACUGGAUCUGUGUAGCAUUCAUGCUGAUGAAUGGUGCAAGCUCACCAGAGCCAGAAAUUUUUUGUUUGCAGUGCCACUGUCUUCCACCAGCCUCAUAUUUUCAACCGUUUCCCCCAGUCCUCUGCAAGGUGGCCCAGCAUCCCAGCAGUCCUCCUGGUUGUGGUGAGCCUCUUGAGGACUGAGAGGUUCAUGUAGUUGUCCAGACCUGUUCCAAGGGCUCUGUGACACUCUCCAGUGGUUCCUGGUUUUGAGAUGGAAAGGAACAGAAAUGCCUGCUUUAAUGACUAGGCUUUGUUUUUUAACAGAAGAGCACACCUUGAUUUUUUUUCCAGUGUGGCUGCCGUGUUACAGCCUCCAAUGUACAGUAUGUCUGCCGUUUUCUCUCUGUGAGUUGCCCUGGUUGCUUUUCCAGUAUUCAGUCUGAACCCAAACACAUUGAGAAAAUAUCUAUUUAUUCUCACCUGAAAGGAAAGGAAAUGUCCCUACUUUUCCUGCUGAUGGAAAGAGGAGGGUGGAAAGACCCAGCUCCCUUGAAGUCGGAUCUUUGCUGCAGCUGUGAUUUUACUGUGCUCUCCUCCAAGCAUACAGCCUGACCCCCGUCCCUGACAUCUCCCAGAGCACAGUAGUGGGCUAGAUACUGCCAGCUAAUGUCCUUGGGCUUUUUUGCUCCUGCUGGCAUAUCCCUCCUGGUGCAAGAUGAGCCUGGGAGGUCUAGAGCUCAUCCCUGGCCCCAUGGCAGCAUGUGACAUCCCUACUUCGGCAAGGUCCUGUUGUGUUCUCCUGUAAGUUCUUUGCAAUGAGGGACUUCCCAAAUCUGUACUGCUGCAUCUCUCUUGUCCAGACUUACACUUCUGGGAGGUGAGGAAUUCUAUUGGGGGGAGAAGCUGCUAUUUCUGAAGUGCCUGCUGCACUUUGUCAGCUGUGGGCUUGACAUCAAUCCACAAAAUUCCAGUGCCUGCUGAUCUUCGAAAACUCCUACUGUGAAGAGAGGAAAUUGGGAGUAGGUGGGGGGUGUUCGCGCGCAUGUGUGCACUCCUGUGUGUAAGAAGCAUGAAUCUAUGUACAGACUUUUGUUUAAAUGCUUGGACCCUUUCAGGGCUGAGGACAGACUGGCUCUGGAAGGCUCUAGUACAGCCAUGCCCAGCUCAGGGAUAGCUGCCUCAUUGGGCCAGUGCCUGGGCUGGAAGGGAAGAAACCACUGCCCACAGCCUGCUGGCAAUCUGACUGCAUGCCUCUCCCUGUCAUGGGCAUCUGUCUCAGUGUCACUGGGACUGGUCAGAUUCCUCUAUGGCUUUUCGUGAUCUGUCCCAUAUAAUUUCUUUCAUCUCUUUGUUUUUCCCACAGCCUGUCAUGGCCGAUGCAAUAAACCUAACAUCUUGAUUUA
Cuculus canorus (common cuckoo) is the source of this 3362-nucleotide messenger RNA. RefSeq names its product serine peptidase inhibitor, Kunitz type 1 (gene SPINT1). The record is from RefSeq and is a predicted model, not a curated record. The coding region runs from base 139 to 1659 and encodes 506 amino acids. Gene Ontology annotation, molecular function: protein binding; serine-type endopeptidase inhibitor activity. The transcript is spliced from 11 exons. Lineage: Eukaryota; Metazoa; Chordata; Aves; Cuculiformes; Cuculidae.